AUGGGUGGUCAUAAGUAUUCAGGAGAUAACUCAAGCUCCGAUGAGUAUAUCGAAGAAGCCCAAGCGGACCUUGUCUGUCUCGAUGAUGAAGAGAGACUCGGAUAUGCAAAUAAAAAUACUUUCCCCGCAGAUUACGAUGAGAUGUCUACGCUUAUCGAACUCCUCCUUCAACGAGGGGAAAGCACCGUCCCAUGGCAAAGUAUUCCUGAGAUUCCGUUGAAGAACGAUAACAUCGAUCUCUCUAAAACCGCAUUGCUGUCUCUACCUGUCGAUAUCCUUCUAGUAAUCUAUGAUCAGCUUUCUACUUACGAUGCAAUCUGCCUUGCCCUUACCUCGACUAUUUUCUACAACCUAGCUACCCGAAGACUCUCUGGUGUCAUAUGUCCCAGACAUCUAGGCAGCUGGGCCGGAAAACGGCUAGCUUGGAUCGACGAUACCAUGAAAUAUCGAUCUACCUUCAAAAACUACCCCGCUGUUGGAGAGAGUCUUAAGAAAUCCCAACACGCUAUGACAGGUUCUGUCCCUAAAAAGGGUGGAUACGUCGGCGUCCCCAAGAGCUCGAUUAAUACACCUUUCAAACUCAUUGAGAGGUUCCCAAAUCGUCUGCCAUGGAAUAGUAAAUGGGAAUAUGACCCGGUUGCUGCAGAUGUAAAGGAAACAGCUGGCCUUCCAAAGCAGGAGGCAAGGCAGUACAGGACUCGUACUCUUGGACCUGAACUCAGGCGUAUGCGGAGUUUGUGGUAUCAAUGGCAGAGUGGGCAACUAUACCUACCACUUCCAAUUAGACGGUUCGUGGAAGGGUUUAUCGGGCGCGAUAUGGGGUUGAGUCUUUUGACGGAUGACAAUUAUGUUCUGAGGAACUUGGACAAAGGUGUCUUUGUACAACUUGAUGGGAGAGAUUCGAGAGCCAUGGUUAGAAAAAUGAUUUUCGGACCAGAUGGCUCCAAACGAGGGAAACUGUCACCAGGCUAUAACAAAUGGUGCGGUGAUAGGCUUGACAUUGUGAAAACAGAUACCAUGCUGAGGGAAGAAGGACGUCCUGUAGAAGAUGAAAACCUUGAUUGCGAGGAGAUCAAAAUCGGAACGGGUCAGAGGAAGUAUGCGGGAUAUGUGCCCUCACAGCCCGACCAAAGCGAGACAAUUACUCGUUUGCUCGCUGCAAGUGGGUUCUUGUAA
Molecule: messenger RNA, 1176 nt
Organism: Orbilia oligospora ATCC 24927
Lineage: Eukaryota; Fungi; Ascomycota; Orbiliomycetes; Orbiliales; Orbiliaceae
Exons: 4
Coding region: 1-1176 (391 amino acids)
Molecular function (GO): protein binding
Source: RefSeq, a predicted model, not a curated record